This is a messenger RNA of Schistosoma guineensis, 541 nucleotides long. NCBI's taxonomy places the organism in Eukaryota, Metazoa, Platyhelminthes, Trematoda, Strigeidida, Schistosomatidae. The record is from the annotation of a GenBank genome assembly.
AUGGAAAGGCUCAAUAUAGAAUCAAUAAUUGCUCGAAUAUGGCAAGCAAACUCUGGUUCAGUCGAAGAUUCGUCACGCCAAGCUGAUUAUAUAAAAGAGGAAGCAAGAACUUUAUUUCGUCAAAAUGCACAUAUUACAGAUGAGAUAGAAAUUGAAAAUCAUAUUAAAGAAGCUGAAGCCAGAAUAGAAUUAACUUUACAUUAUGGUACACCAUAUCCACGUUUAACUAAUUUACCACCAAAUACUUUAGCCGCACAUAUGAAUACAUCAACGAAGGGAUCAACACCACCACCAUCGUCUAGUGGAAGUUUUACAACAACAACAACAAAUAAUAGUAAUAGUGUACAUGAAAAGAGUCGAAUAUCACGACGAACUGAACGUGCAUUAUAUGAAUCUGUUCCAGCUUAUUUAAAAUCAUAUACUUAUAGACCGAAAAAAUGAGGAGAAACAGUAUUAUGUCAUAAAUUUUCGUUUCUUUUUUCCUUCGUUAUUUAGAUAGUAAAUACAGAUUCAUUUAAAUAGAAGUACGUUUUUCUUCUUA